ACCCAAACCAAACUGAAAGAUUCCUAAUUUGCAUAAAGAAAAAUCCAUGGAGCUCAAUCAUUUUAGUCAUCCGCAUCCCCUGCUUCUCGUGGAAGAUAAGAGCGACCAAGUCAGGGAAGCUUAUUGCUCGGGAUGCAGGGAACUCAUACAGGAUUCAAGUUACAGAUGUACCGACUGCAAAUUUUUCCUUCACAAGGCGUGUGCUGAGCUACCGGGGGAGUUGGAUCAUCCUUUUCAUUCGCAACAUCCUCUAGUUCUUUAUGAUAAGCCGCAAUAUGACUCUCCUUGUGUUGCGUUUAUCUGCAGUUGCUGUCGAAAGCAAAAAGGUGAGGGAUUUGUUUAUCAUUGUUCUACUUGUAAAUUUGACCUUGACAUACAAUGUGCUCUGCUGCCAAAAUUGAUUGUUGGCGAUUUCCCUAAACUGAAACAUUUUAGCCAUCAACAUUCACUUUUGUUCAUUGAAAAGCAUUGCAUUGAAAGUGCAGAUCAGUCUUGUUUUGCAUGUGAAGAUCCAAUAUCAGGUCCUAUUUAUUGUUGUUUUGACUGUCGAGUUUUCCUUCAUAAAAAAUGCACUGAGCUACCUCUUGUGAUAAAUCACCCUAGCCACCGCAAACACUCUCUUACUCUUGGGCCCAAUCCUCCACCUUUCAGCCACUCCAAGCACUCUCUUACUCUUGUGCCCAGUCCUCCACCUUCCAGCCACUCCAAACACUCUCUUGCUCUUCUAGCCAAUUAUCCACAUGAAAAGGGCUGUUCUUGCCAUUUAUGCAGCAAACUCCAAAAAGGAUUUGUUUAUUAUUGUUCUCCUUGCGAGUUCAGCAUUUCGAUCAAAUAUAUUUUCUCUGAUUUAUUUGAAGCAAAGAUUCAUGAACAUCCAUUCACUCUCCUAUCAAGGCCAAUGUCAUUUAUCUGUGAUGCAUGUGGUAUUUGUGGGGAGUAUUGCAUGCCUUACAUAUGCACCAUAUGUAAUCUUGUAGUGCAUAAGGAUUGCAUUUCCCUUCCACAUACCAUCAAGUUAAGAAAGCAUGAGCACUCAAUUUUCCAUGUUUAUAAUUUCCUUAAAGAAAAUGAAGUAAGAAAGAGGAUCUGCAGAAUUUGUCGGAAAGAUGUGAGUAUGGAAUAUGGGAGCUACCAUUGCUUAGAUUGUGAUGAUUACUUUGUUCAUGUGAAUUGUGCGAGAGACAAAGAUCUUUGGGACAAUGAGAUUUUUGAGGAGGAAGUAAAUCAGAAGUCCAGUGAAACCUUGGGAGAAGGAAAAAUUAAACACUUCAGCCAUGACCACAAGUUGCUACCAAGUGACGAGUUGAAAAAUUGUGAAUAUGAUUGUGACGGUUGCAGAAGAUCAAUCUCUACUGCAUUUUACCAUUGUGCUGAAUGUAAUUACUUCCUUCAUAAAUGUUGUGCCGAGUUACCUAGAAAGAAGAAACACUGGAAUGCUGAGAGAGUCCGAACUCUCAACUUUAAACCCAUUUUUGGGUGUUAUUUUUGUGGGUUUUAUUGCAGCGGGUUUUGCUACGUCAAUGAUGAUGACAGAGCACCAAUUAUCUGCAUUGGAUGCUUUGAAAUUCCAGACUACUUCACUGAUCAUGGACACGAGCACCCUCUUUUCUUUGACCACAAGUUUACAAGGGAGUGUAGUAAUUGUAACGAAAAAAAAGGAAAAUUCAGGUGUGAAGAUAAUUGUGAAUUUGUUUUGUGUCGCCGAUGCAUUGCGCUACCAGAAACGGCCUGGUACAAGCAUGAUGGGUACAAGCAUGAUGAACAUCCUCUUGCACUCACUUACUAUGAUGAUGUUCAUGAUUCAUAUCAAUGGUUUUGUGACAUAUGUGAAGAACCAAGAGAUCCAAAAAAGUGGUUUUAUUACUGUGCAACUUGUGAUUAUUCUUGCCAUUCCCCUUGUGCUCUCGGGAAGUACCCAUAUGUGAAGUUGGGGUCACCUGCCAAGUUUGUAACUCAUGAACAUCCUCUCACUUUCAUGAAGGACAAUCUUCGCUAUCACAAAUGCAGUAAGUGCGGCAAGAGUUGCAAAGAUGCGUUCCUCAAAUGUGUAGAGUCAGAAUGCAAGUAUGUUGUCCACUAUUUAUGUCAAUAAUUUCUGCUUCAAAUAUAUAGGCGCUGGCUGUGAACAAUUGAUAGUGAUAUUAAUUGCUCUUUGAUAUUAAUGGGAAUCCCACAAGCAAGCCAAACGUUGUUAAAAUCACUUGGUUCCUAUUUUUUAGUUCCAUUUCAUUUCUAUGGUAUGCUUUAUAGUAGUCUGGAUUCUUAUUUGUUCUAAUCAAACAUCGGAUGGUUG
Molecule: messenger RNA, 2293 nt
Organism: Rubroshorea leprosula
Lineage: Eukaryota; Viridiplantae; Streptophyta; Magnoliopsida; Malvales; Dipterocarpaceae
Source: the annotation of a GenBank genome assembly